GUUAGCUUAACCGCUAGCUAGGUAGCUAAUGUAAAAGUUAGCUAAUCUGUUAUUAAAACGUUAUUAAUUGAACAAAGUGCAGUGGGAUCUUUAAUUAUCUUGUGGAUUCAUUUGGUCAAGUCGCCAAUUAGCCGACUGGUAUGCAGCAGUUAUCUCAGGUUUCCUAAGAAAUACCAACGUAUCUACAGCAGAAAGCAUGACUGAUAUUGAAGUUCAGGUUGAGGUCCAGCUCACGUCAAACUCACCGCCAGGACAACAUGCGUUUGGGGGCCUGCAGGAGGACAUAAGCGGUGAAAAGGAGUCCGACUGCAUGGAAAGUCUUCAAAACACCGGACAAGGAGGCCAAAUACUAUCCCCUACAUGCAAUGAAAACAUAGAGGUGGAGGAGCCACUGUCGUUGUUGGCUGACGUUGCUCUGGCGCCACCCUGUGGCGAUCGUGCGGCCUGCAGCUGUGACUGUGAGGCCUGCAGCUUUCUGGAGAUCAGAUGGAUGGAGAGGAGCCUCCAGUCCAUGCAGCUGCAGCUCCAGUUCCUCAUGAGCAAAGCAGAUGACUUACAGGACUGCCUUGUCAAUGAACAGGGUCAUCUAGAGAGUGAGGCUCUUGCUGCUGCAGUGCCAAAUUUCCUGUACACCUGUCAGCCUUACUUUAACCACCUGGAAUCCACAACUAGGAGUACUGUGUCCCAGCUCACCCCUCUGCCCUUUGACAUCUACACAAGGCGCGUGCAGCUGUUGGACUUCUCUCAGCAGCUGUGUGACAGGUUGGAGCAGCUGGUGUUGACCUACGCCAACUACAGUCUCCUCUGUUUGGACGAGACCGAGCCUAACAGCGUGUCUCACUUCUGCAUCGGUCAGAGUCAGCUCGGUCGACUGAGGCUGACCAUGUUCCUCUACUGUAAGCCGACGCCGUACCUGGCCCGGGUCGACACCGGCCUUUACAAACGCAUGCGCUGGAACGUGGAGAGACUCGGAGACGAGCAGCAGCAGACAGAUGAAGAGCAGGGUGGAGAGAGGGAGGCAGUCGGCGACAUAGAGUAUUACUUCCUGUGCUACGAGGAUAUUCCCAACGCACACGCAGAGGCUGACGGGGAUAGCCAAGGUGUCUCUCAAGGUGACGUGGUGAGGAUGUGGUCCAUCGGUCAGUGGGUGCAGGUGAACCCUGACCCCGACACAGACGACAUCGAUGACUGGUUGUAUGUUUGUUUCAGGAUCAUGUGCGAGGUUCCUCAGGCCAACUAUCACAGGCUGCUGUUUCUGGGCAGUGAUGAGCCAUCCAGCUGCAGUGCUACAGACUACCUGCAACAGCUGCUGUUGUCUCACCAGACAGCAGAGUGAUGUCAGGCCCUGGAGGAGGAGGAUGUGCGUAUUAGUGCACAUUCGACAUCUAUACAGCACGUGGCAGGAGACUGGACCAGUUUAUAUCUCACAGGACGGUGCAGAUCAAUCCUCCUGCUAGUUAUUAAGCAAAUAUGUGUCGUUGAGUUUAAGAUAUUCAACGUUGAACAUCUGGUUUCAUGUGUGUCUGGAUGCCGGAGCAGAAACGCCCGCGCUGGAAUCACAAUUGCAUCCCACGACUGUAAAAUGUGACACUUUCAGCCAGAGUGAUGUGAUACAUUCAGGACACGUUGGUUUUUCCACAUUUAAAGCUGAAGAAGCUUGUGUUUUCAUAAUAUGCUGACCAGUGUUAAAAAAAAAAAGUUUUAUCAUCUCAAGUCAGGUUAUGUAAAAAUAGUUUUAUGCUGUAUACUGUGAUGAGUCUGUUUAACUCUGAUGUACAGUAUUUUGUCACUUUAUUCUGUUGUGUUUUAAUGUUGUAAGUUUUAAAAGCUUUUAUAUGUUUGUAAAAAUAUUAAGUUUUAUUUUCUUUACCAGUUUGCAAAUUUUUAAAGAGCAUUUUGUUGUGUUGUAAAGAAGUCCAGAAGAGUUGUUUAAAAAAAACACAAACAAAAAAACAUUUUAUUUACAUGAAACAUUGAAAUAAUUACACACACAGAUUUCUGUCUUUCCAAAAGUCCAAAUAAACAAGGAAAACUUUACACUUUAAAACAAGCUGCCAUGAUUUGGGCUUCACAAGUGAGAGUGCCCAUUUACUUCAUUUCAAUAGGUUCAUCAAGCCAUUUAAAUUAGUUCACACAGGCUUCACUUCAUUUUCAAUAAAUCAAUAUCCAAAACGUGAGACUUAAAUAACUUUGAGCUUCAGUAACAAAUUAAAUGCGUUCACUCAUAGUUCAGUCCUCUGUGUUCAGUUUGACCUCGUAACCAUUCAGCCCAUCAGUUCUGUUGACUGAACAUAAUGAAUAAUAAGAAGGCAAUUUACUUACAACAAAGAAUAAAAUACCAUUUAAAACCAACAUCCUUCAUUCAAUAUAAAUCUAUAUAGGACUCUUAAAGGGCUACUAUACUUCUAAAUCUCUAAAGUAGAAAAGUAAAGAAGUUUCCCUUCAUUACAGUGAGCAGUCAUCAAACAAUAUAUACAUACACACACACAAAUGCUUACAAAAACACUACACAGACAAGUUGAAGAAAGCACAUUAAAAUAAAGUCCAGCUUUGUCAAAAAUGCAGUGGGCAUAAUAUGUCCUGCCUGGCGAUACAGGAAUGCAAACAUACAUAAGUAUAAACGCCUGCUUGCUUUUCAGUUGCUACACAUAGGCUUUGAUAAGAGCGUGCACAAACUAGCAGGUGAUGGUAAAGGGAAGUUACUGGAAUCAACUGGGAAAUCUGUUUUAAGAGUCAUUUAAUGUGAAAGCACUGAAUGCAGAUUAUCAGAUCAGAUUAUCCUCAGCUUUCUAUUUGGUUAUUAAACAAAAUUAAGCCAUUACAUUAUUUAACAGUGGCGAGCAGGGCUGAUUAAAUACAAAAAAAAUAUUUAAAUGGUCAUGAGUGGAAAUUCAUGUCAAAUUCUUCUGAUUAGCAUUUCUGUGCUCUUCAUUUGGAUUUACAGGGGAAGAAACGGUCAAAACUACGGCAUUUCUCAACGUACAGCAAAGCUCAACGUAAACACUGAAACACACCGUAUCCAGACAACAGACUGACAUCAACGUACAGCAGAAACAUUUACAACCACUGAGACACACACAUCCAUACCAUAGCGCAUCACAGUUUCAAUAAUAAUAGUUAAUACUCAGAAUAACCUGAUGUUGAACCCUCCCAGCUUUCCCUCUCUUUUAAUAAUCAUCCUCAUAUCACACAAUAAAGUGACUCCUGACCUUCACAGCAGUAUCGGUAAAAACCCAGAGUUAGUCGUCGAAAUGUAAAAUCUGUGUACUGGACCAGCGUAGAAGGCCUUGUAUAAUAACUGGCUAUCAUCUGUCUGUCUGUGACUGAAAUAACAUCUAAAAUGAGAGCAUGAGAACCCAAGAAAGACUUCACAUACGGAUAAAGUUAAUAUGGGGCUACAGCGCAGUGAUGGUGAACAUAAAAGGCAUUUUCUAUAAAUCUUCAGCAGCAGCAACACAAGUCUACGUGCAUAACUAAAACCUCAUUGGUGUCGAACUCCAGUGUUUCAAAGGGAAAUGUUUACACGUCGUACUGCCCUUUGGUAAGAACUCUAAGAUCCAAAUGGCUCAGACUGAGAUCAUGUAGUGAUGCUCAAGCGCAUGCUCACAUUGUCAAAAAUAUGAUGAUCCUCUUCAUCUCUAAUCAAUACAUUUAUUUGACCUCAGUUUGCAAAUAAACUACACCUACGUAAGUCAUAAAAGAGGGCUUAACUUACCCAUCCAUAGUGUCUCUAUAAUCAGCAUAUUUGAAUUGGUACAACUUGAUGUUCGGAAUUUGAUUAAGUGCAAUCUAAGAAAUCUGGGAAUCUGACGUCUUCAGUGUAUUCUCAUUUUAAAAUAAGGUGGAAAGGAUGUGUGUCACCAUGUAUAAAACAGAUAUGGCUUCAAUUAAAAGGGGCAACAAAUGAAGAAACACAAAGUAAAAACAACCAAAUCUAUCAAUUUACCUUUGAUUGAUAGUGGCCAUUUGGCACAGUCGGUGUGUAUGUGUCUCCAUGGAACAGAGAUUUGGCAUGAAAGAAAGUGUGCAGUUCCAACCCUGUUAGUCCGUAGCAUUGAUGCAUCAUGGGAUUGUGUCAGUCAUUUUUUAAGAUUUUUAAUGUAAUAGUCUAGCAGUGUAAAGUUUGUUUGCAGUGGUGUAGGAUAUCGAGCGUGAGGUGAGAGAGGUGCUGAGUUUCUCUGUGGUGUCAUGUUGUGUUUGUUUAUUUAUUUGAAUUUCUGUGGCAGAGAUGAGACCCAGGUUCUUCACUGGCAGCACCAGAGAGUUUCUCGCCCUGAGUAGAGACUCUUAGGCAGCGUCAUCGCUACCAUUGAGGACAAUGAGGUCACGUCCUUGGUAAUUGUGGAAUUUGUAGUGAAUUUGGGACUUUUAGCAACCUGGAGGUAGCUUACAUUCUACAGUUAAAAACUUACAUUUUACUUGCUGAUUCCAGUAUGUUUACUGUACUCAAUAUACUUUGAUCACAUUUGACCACUUAAAGGCCAACAAAAAAUUAAUUCAAAACUAGGACUGGAUCUUCAUGUCUUCCCCUAGUUCAUACUAGUUGGGAACUAUGAACAUGUUCUGACCCUUUUUUCCACUUCAUAAAAUAUAUUAAACUACUCAAUACAUCAGUACACAAGGAUCAGGAAAUUGAAGAAUAAGUCAACAGGCCUAAGGAUAUGACUAAAUACUUGACACUUUGCAUUUUGCUUGGUAGUCAGAAUGUUUUGGUGAUGCAGACAAUUUAACAGUUAACUGAAUAAAUAUAAUAUGAGAAAUCCAAUUAAUAAAAAAUAAAAUAGAGGGGUGCAUAGCGGAGAACGUGGACCCAAGACCUCAGUAUUUAUAAAAUCCUGGUCUACAUACAAAUAUGACCUGCUUCAGUGAUUUGACUUACCUUGACCGCAACCUUAAUCCAAUCCUCAACUUUGUAUGUCCUAAAUCAAAAAUUUACUUUGUCAGGGGCGGUAGCUAGCCUGGGGAUAAAUUCUACCUGAGAGUCUUAAUUCAGGGCAAGAAUCUUUUUUUUUUUUUUUUUUUUUUUUUUUUUUUUU
Molecule: messenger RNA, 5036 nt
Organism: Siniperca chuatsi (mandarin fish)
Lineage: Eukaryota; Metazoa; Chordata; Actinopteri; Centrarchiformes; Sinipercidae
Gene: lg3h19orf67
Product: linkage group 3 C19orf67 homolog
Exons: 8
Coding region: 197-1336 (379 amino acids)
Source: RefSeq, a predicted model, not a curated record